AUGCGCGAUACACGCUCCAGGUUCAUUGAGAUCCUCGAUCCCAAGGACUCAUCCCGACGUAUGUCCGACUCAGAUGUUCGUCUUGAAGACGUCCUCGCCGACCACGAAGCAACCAUCAACAGCCGCGCUCGCUCUUCUACACAAUCUUCUGCGAAACCAAAUAAAACCCUCUCUCGUACGAACUCGACAUCCCCGACGCCACGUUGGAAACGUCUGAGCAAUAUCCUCGCGCAACCACGUCGGAACUCUUAA
Molecule: messenger RNA, 252 nt
Organism: Penicillium griseofulvum
Lineage: Eukaryota; Fungi; Ascomycota; Eurotiomycetes; Eurotiales; Aspergillaceae
Exons: 1
Coding region: 1-252 (83 amino acids)
Source: RefSeq, a predicted model, not a curated record